AUGGCUAUUAUCGAUAUCAACACUAUUAUUGAUCCUCCGAUGAAGUUGGCUGGCAAAGGUGAAAGAUGUAAGCAGCAACUCUGGAUGCAAUGGACCCUCGCCCCUGAGAUGAGAUCAGAGACAAGAAUCGUUGGUAUCAAUGCACCGUUCAAAACGCUACCCAGUUUGACAUACGUCUCGAAGAUAGCUAUUUUAAUGCUGGAAAUACUUGACAGCACUCAAUCCGGUGGGCCCAUAUGGACAAAUGACAUUCACCGCAUACAACGAUCGAUUCGGGGCAUCUACCGGCCUUUCUUUCUCGGCACAUUUAGACGACACCCAUCGAUCUUAUUCGCCAUAGGACUUGAUGCUCCGGCCACGGGAGGGUUCAGGGCUGGUGUCGUGGAAUCAGAUUCUGCGAAACAAGGCCUUGAGAUUGCUACUAGACAAGGGAAUAGCAUAACUUUGACAGAUCGGUAUAAGGGAAAGGAUAGUGAUGGGGAUGAUCGGCUGAUUGAGUUCCAUCUUUCGGCAUAUUCUGGAGUGGAGAUAAAAGUGGUCAUUACUCAGCUCAUCCUGAAUAGCAACGACGAUUAA
Molecule: messenger RNA, 576 nt
Organism: Fusarium fujikuroi IMI 58289
Lineage: Eukaryota; Fungi; Ascomycota; Sordariomycetes; Hypocreales; Nectriaceae
Source: RefSeq, a predicted model, not a curated record